Molecule: messenger RNA, 769 nt
Organism: Pneumocystis murina B123
Lineage: Eukaryota; Fungi; Ascomycota; Pneumocystomycetes; Pneumocystales; Pneumocystaceae
Exons: 2
Coding region: 61-501 (146 amino acids)
Biological process (GO): mitochondrial translation
Molecular function (GO): structural constituent of ribosome
Source: RefSeq, a predicted model, not a curated record
AAAAAAUGAAAAAAUAAAAAUUUGAAGAUUUUUUAGUAGAGAAUUUAAGAAACUGAAAUUAUGUUAUGCUUUAGACGAGUUUUUAGACCUUUCUAUUGUUUUUCUUUGAAAAAAACGGCUUUUUUACGACAUAAUUCGUCCAUACAGAAGACAAUUGAUUCAAAAACAGAUCUUCUUCUUAGAAUUCUUUAUGAGUCUCCAGUUUGUCCGCCUAUUGAAUUUUCUGAGGAAGAACUUGAAAGACAUGAAGUAAUUCAUCGAGCUUGGCAAAUUCAUAAACGAAUAAAGAGAGAGGAACUUGAUAAACAACUUGAAAAGCAAUAUAACAAGAUGAAAAGAGCAUGUAUCGAACUAGAAAGAACAGAUAAGAGAUUAUUUAAGGCAGCCAUGAAAAAAAAGAAAUAUUAUUUUCCAGUAGAAAUGCGUAUACCGACAGAAACACCACCAGUAGAGAUCUGGAAAUAUAAUUGGGCAACUUGUUCAGAAGGAUCAAAAACGUGAUGUUUAAAUAGAUAGAAAUAUUAUGAAAAGAAUUUUAUGUUGUAGAUUUAAUGACUCGACCGAGUCCAUUUUUAAAAUCAUUUCGAAGGUUGCGAUUAGUUUUAACAUGUCCAGUGGAUUUAUCCUUAUUUGUUUGAGUUUGAAUGUUUCCUUUUAAGUUUUGUUUUUUUGAAACUUCAUUUCCUAUUGUCAUUGACUUUUGUUCUAAUAAUUUUUCAUUUUGAUCUAUAAAAGUUUGAAUUUUAUCAAUUAAAACUAAAGCUAAACC